GAAUCUGAUUCUGAGGAUGAAGAUGAGCAGCACCGAACUGAAACAUAUUCUCAAUACGUUCCUAGCAAGUUCAAAAGUGGCAAAAGACAUCCCGAUCCGGUCGUCGAAACCAGUUCUCUUUCAAGUGUACUUCCUCCAGACAUUACUUACAAUUUAAAUUUACCUAAAUCCGUUAUUGCGAAUGGAAUGUUAUCAUCACUACAAUUAGAAGCCGUUGUGUACGCAUGCCAACAACAUAAUACAUGGUUAGCUGAUGGAAGAAGGGCUGGAUUUCUCAUCGGCGAUGGCGCAGGUGUUGGUAAAGGUCGGACUCUUGCAGCUAUCAUUUAUGAAAAUUACAUCGAAGGAAGGAAACGUGCAUUAUGGUACUAUUCUGUAUCGAAUGAUCUAAAAUAUGAUUCUGCAAGAGAUCUAAAGGAUAUUGGAGCUGAAAGGAUAAAAAUUUAUUCCUUAAACAAGUUUAAAUAUGGAAAGAUCUCAUCAAAGGAAAACGGUUGCGUUAGAAAGGGUGUUAUUUUUGCCACUUAUUCUUCGUUAAUCAGUGAAAGCCAAGGGAAGGCUAAGUACCGUACCCGGCUAUCGCAGAUAAUUCGUUGGCUCGGCGAAAGCUUUGACGGCGUGAUAAUUUUCGAUGAGUGCCAUAAAGCAAAAAAUCUCUAUCGCUCUGCUUCAUCAAAGCCAACAAAAACUGGAAAAACUGUUUUGGCCUUGCAAAAUAAACUGCCAAAAGCCAGAAUUGUAUAUGCUAGUGCAACUGGCGCUUCCGAACCGCGCAACAUGGCUUAUAUGAAUCGUUUAGGAAUAUGGGGGAAAGGAACGCCUUUUCAAGAAUUUGAAAAUUUUAUUCACGCUAUCGAUAAAGGAGGAGUUAGUGCCAUGGAACUUGUUGCUAUGGACAUGAAGAUGAGUGGCGUCUAUAUGGCAAGACAAUUAAGCUUUACAGGAGUUACCUUCAAUAUUCAAGAGAUUCCUCUAUCUCAUGAUUUUAAAGAAAUGUACAACAAAUCAGUUAAACUAUGGGUGGAGGCUCGUCAAAAAUUUAGCCAGGCUGCUACAAUAAUGGGGGCAGAUAGUAAAUUGCAUAAAAACAUGUGGGGUCAAUUUUGGUCUGCUCAUCAGAGGUUCUUCAAAUAUUUAUGCAUAGCUGCCAAAGUUAAGGUCGCUGUAGACAUAGCAAAAGAUGCCGUUGCGAAUGGGAAGUGCGUCAUAAUCGGAUUGCAGUCAACAGGUGAAGCCCAAAUGAUGGAGCAGCUAGGGGAAUCAAACGGAGAGAUUGAUGACUUUAUCUCUACCGCUAAGGGGGUAUUUACGGCUUUGAUAGAGAAGCAUUUUCCGGCUCCUAACAUGCAGCGACUUGCCAAAUUGAUGGGUUUCGAUUACUCUAACAAUAAAGGCAAUAAUAAAAGCGACAGUUACGAUCGGAAACGUAAACGAGAGGAAAAUGGUUCAGAUAGCGAUACAGAGAAAAGAGCUUGCAAGGAUGAAGAGAAUCAUAGCAGCAAUAGUGAUGAUAGUGAUAGUGAUAACGAUAGUGAAAUAAUUAAAUCAGACUCUAAUUCAGAGUCUGAAGAAGACAUCAAUAAACUUUUCAACAGCAGUGAUUCUAGCGACAAUGGCGUUUCUCGUAAAUCAAAGGCAAAAGAUGCUUCCCGUGACAAGAAAUCGAAGGCGAGUAAAAAAGUGCGUCAAGAUGCUGGACUUACUUUGAAUGAUAUUCUUCGUGCAUCUGGAAUUGACUCAUCUACUCGAUCAUGGCAAAAGGAAGACUCUUCAAAAGCAGAUCGAGCUCGUGCUGUUGGGAAUGUUAGGCCGCCUUCUCACAAUGCAAGCAGGAGUGUAUCUACGCCGGGUGAAUCAGCUAACCAAUUAAAAGAGCAGCUACUAAGUAGUUUUGAAGAACUUGCUCCAAAGUUGCCACCGAAUACAUUGGAUGAACUGAUUGAUUCAUUGGGCGGGCCUAAAAAUGUUGCUGAGAUGACUGGUAGAAAAGGUAGAGUUGUAUGUAAUGCCGAUGGGACUAUUAGCUAUCAAUCGCGUUGUGAAUCAGAUAUACCAUUAGAAGUCCUAAAUCUAAUAGAAAAGAAAAGAUUUAUGGACGGUGAAAAAUUAAUCGCCGUUAUUUCUGAAGCAGCUAGUUCAGGUAUAUCUCUUCAUGCGGAUAAACGAGUAGCAAAUCGGCGUCGUCGCGUCCACAUAACAUUAGAGCUACCAUGGAGUGCUGAUAGGGCUAUUCAACAAUUUGGUCGAUCUCAUCGUUCAAAUCAAGUUAGUGCUCCCGAUUACCUUUACUUAAUAUCUGAGCUGGCUGGAGAACAAAGAUUUGCAUCUAUAAUUGCAAGGAGAUUAGAAAGUUUAGGAGCUUUAACACAUGGUGAUAGACGGGCUACUGAAACUCGUGAUUUUAGUAAAUAUAACUUUGAUAAUCGAUACGGUCGUACGGCUCUCGAAGCCGUCUUUAAUAGCGUAACUGGACAACAAAAAGCAAUAGUACCAGCACCAGAGAAUUAUGAGGGAGAUUUUUUCAAUGACAUUUCGGAAGCGAUGGCAGACGUUGGAUUAUUAAACAAGCAAAAUCGAUGGCCAUAUUAUGUAUACGAGAAAGACUAUAAUAGUAUACCCAAAUUCUUAAAUAGAAUUUUAGGUAUUCCUGUAGUGUUGCAAAAUAAGCUGUUUGCAUAUUUUAGUGAUACAUUGAAUAAAAUAAUUCAGGAAUCAAAAAAAACUGGAAGAUGGGAAAGCGGUAUACUAGAUUUCGGCACUGAUGAUAUGACUGUUGAAAAAGUGCAGAGCAUUCAAUUUGAUGUUUCUUCGCGUCAUUCAGGAGCAAUGGUUAAAUUGCACACGUUGAAAUUAACGCGAGGCUUAUCUUGGGAGAAAGUAGUCGAGAUCGCAGAUGGAACAAGUGAAGAAAAGGAUGGUUUUUAUCUGUCUGUGCAGACAAGAAAUUAUAAAAGAGUGGCUGUGUUCAUUAAACAAGUUAUCACCAAUUCGGGGGCGGAAGAUAAUUUCCAGAUAUAUCGACCAAAUACUGGAAUACAGAAAAAAUUUGAAAGAUUUACGGAUAUUUUAAAAAAGUAUCGUAAGUCUUCGAAAACUGCCGCAAAGUCUGUAUGGAUUGAUCAAUACGAAGCCUCACUAACCUUAUGUAGUCACGCUUUCUGGAAAGGUAACUGUAAAAAAGUAGCUGCUGGUUUAGCAUGUGAAGUUGGCUUAAGAUGUCGGACUUAUCACGUUUUUAGUGGAUCUGUAUUUAGUGUUUGGAAUUGUAUCGAGAGUGUCUUACUUGGUCAAUCACAGCAAAGUAAAGUUCAAAUCGUGCGUCUCACAACGAAAGAAGACGAAAAAAUUGUUGGUGAGUAUCAAACUUGA
This is a messenger RNA of Trichoplax adhaerens, 3369 nucleotides long. RefSeq lists its product as uncharacterized. The annotation marks the transcript as partial. Gene Ontology annotation, molecular function: chromatin DNA binding; histone binding. Gene Ontology annotation, biological process: regulation of DNA-templated transcription. The record is from RefSeq and is a predicted model, not a curated record. Gene Ontology annotation, cellular component: nucleus. The transcript has 24 exons. NCBI's taxonomy places the organism in Eukaryota, Metazoa, Placozoa, Uniplacotomia, Trichoplacea, Trichoplacidae.